Molecule: messenger RNA, 222 nt
Organism: Rodentolepis nana
Lineage: Eukaryota; Metazoa; Platyhelminthes; Cestoda; Cyclophyllidea; Hymenolepididae
Source: the annotation of a GenBank genome assembly
AUGCAUCAAGUGUCUGACAACAUGUUGAACAUUGCCAACUUGAUACUCCUGCCGUCAUUCUGUUGUCAAAUGUACCUCGUGGUUAUCUGUGAGAAGGUCAAAUUGAAUAUUUUGGAUUCAUCCGAUGGAAACACUCGUUGCACUCGUGAGUUCAUUCAUUAUGAACUGGAAAAUCAAUUUUUGGAAACCUCUGUUCAAGCUACAGAUCUUCCUCCUUCAUGA